AUGGCAUCUUCUCAGCCCUUGUACACUCUGGCCGAAGGCGUACCCCUCCCACGGAACGACACGAUCGACCAGCUGUCCACCGGCUCCGGCGGCGGCUUUGUGCUGUUAACCAGCACUCAGCUUCUGGAGAACUUGGCCCAUUUCUCGCGAGAGAGGAUCCCGGAACGGCCGGUGCACGCAAAGGCUGCAGGAGCUCGAGGAUAUUAUGAAGUGACUGACGACGUGUCUGACCUCACGGACGCCGAUUUUCUCAAUGGCAUCGGAAAGAGGACAGAAGUGCUGAUGCGGAUCUCAACCGUGGGCCCGGAGCGUGGCUCGGCGGACACGGUCAGAGACUUCAGGGGCUUCGCGGUCAAGUUCAAGACGGCGCAGGGAAACAAUGACUGGGUCUUCAACAAUCAGCCCGUCUUCUUCGUCCGCGAUCCCGUCAAGUUUCCCUCGCUGAACCGGAGUCACAAGAGAGACCCUGCCACCAACCGGUCAAGUGCCAACAUGUUCUGGGACUUCCAUGUCCACAGCCAAGAGAGUAUCCAUGCCUUGAUGUUCCUGUUUGGCGAUAGGGGGCUGCCCUUGUCCGUCCGCCACGUCAACGGGUACAGCGGGAACACGUACAAGUUCACCAAAGCCGACGGGUCGUACGUUUAUGUUCGGAUCCAUCUCCACACCCAGCAAGGGAUCCAGUACUAUACCGACGCCGAGGGCGCACGACUGGCGGGCACCGAACCGGAUCGGCAUCUGCAGGACCUCCAAGACGCCAUCACAGCCGGUAAUUAUCCCUCGUGGAAUGUGUACGUCCAGGUGAUCCAUCCGAGCGACAUUGCCAAUGCGCCGGUUGAUAUCUUCGACAUGACCAAGGUCUGGCCGAAGAAGCAGUUUCCCUUGCGCAAGAUGGGACGGGUGGUCCUGGACCGCAAUCCGAAGAACUGGUUCGCCGAGAUCGAGCAAGCCGCCUUCAGCCCUAGUAACAUGGUGCCGGGGAUCGCUCCCAGUCCAGAUCCGAUGCUCCAGGCCCGUAUGUUUGCCUAUCCCGACUCGGCGCGGUACCGCCUGGGCGCGAAUUACCAGUUCUUGCCCACCAAUGCCGCCAAAAGCGAGGUGUAUUGUCCAAUUGAACGAGACGGGUCGAUGAACUUCACCACCAACUACGGCGAUGAUCCGAAUUACAUCGGCACCAAGCUGAAGCCGGUCAGCUUCAUUGCGGAGACGGGAACAGCACAGCCCCAGACGAGUUCAGCAGUCCAGACUCUCGACAGUGUCCAAGUCUCGGCACCGGCCGCGGUCUUCACCACUGCCGGCGACCGAGACUUCGAACAACCCCGAGCCCUGUGGAAGAUUAUGGAACAGCAGGAAGGCGCUCAGUCUCGCUUUAUCGACAACCUUGCCGCCCAUGUGAGCGGUGUUACUGAGUCAUGGCUGCGAGAGAAGGUUUACGCCAUGUUCGCCAAAGUGGACGAGAAACUAGGUGAGAGGAUUAGGACGACUACCGAGACAAAGAUCAAUGGGAAUUUGUAG
Molecule: messenger RNA, 1512 nt
Organism: Capronia epimyces CBS 606.96
Lineage: Eukaryota; Fungi; Ascomycota; Eurotiomycetes; Chaetothyriales; Herpotrichiellaceae
Product: catalase
Exons: 3
Coding region: 1-1512 (503 amino acids)
Biological process (GO): response to hydrogen peroxide; hydrogen peroxide catabolic process
Cellular component (GO): cytoplasm; mitochondrion; peroxisome
Molecular function (GO): heme binding; catalase activity
Source: RefSeq, a predicted model, not a curated record